This is a messenger RNA of Xenopus laevis (African clawed frog), 5992 nucleotides long. It is a transcript of the gene secisbp2l.L, whose product is annotated as SECIS binding protein 2-like L homeolog. The transcript has 18 exons. Bases 244 to 3501 code for a protein of 1085 amino acids. The record is from RefSeq and is a predicted model, not a curated record. NCBI's taxonomy places the organism in Eukaryota, Metazoa, Chordata, Amphibia, Anura, Pipidae.
GACUCUCUGUCAGAGAAGAGAUCGCUCCGCCCAGAGGCGACGAUACGGCGCGGGUUACGUAGCUGGGCGGCCCGGGGUGUGGAUAGAGGCAGAAGGAAGGGGGGAAAUAACAAGAGCAAGAGAGAAGGGAAGUGGAAAAUGGACGAACCUGGGUUUGUCAUCUCGUACUGCCGGGCCCAGUGACACAGACGCGCUCCCGGGCAACGAGUGUAGGUGGAGUCGUCAGAGUUAGGCCCCGAAAUCAUGGAGAUGAACGAGCAGAAUGGGAAAUUAUCUGCUGAAGUAGAGCCCUUUGUCCCUCAAAAGAAGGGGGCAGAAGCAAUACCCAUGGCCCUUCCUAGUGACGGUGGGAGUGUAGGUGGACUGGAAGCCACGCCCAUCCCGAGUUACCUUAUAACUUGCUAUCCAUUUGUUCAAGAAAACCAGUCCAAUAGACAAUUUCCUCCAUAUAAUAAUGAUAUUCGGUGGCAGCAGUCCAACUCAAGCCCAGCUGGGCCCUACCUUGCUUAUCCCAUUAUAUCUACUCAACCUCCUGUGUCUCAAGAAUACAUGUACUAUCAGUUGAUGCCAGCACCAUGUGCUCAAGUCAUGGGAUUCUAUCACCCGUUUCCAACUCCCUACACCACUCCUCUGCAAGGAACUAAUGCACUAAAUGCAGUUUCUGUAGACUGUAGUGAACGGGCAAACCAGCAGAGCCAGAUAAAUGUCCUGACUAGUCAAAGAAACAGGAAUAUCAGAGCACCACUUAUUCACAAACCACAGCAGGUAUUACCACAACCCAAGUGCAAGAGACCUCCCAUGAAGAGCGUGGCCAUUCAGAAAGAAACCUGUGCGUCAGGCCCCGAUGCAAGAUCCAAAAUAAUUCUCUUAAUGGAUGCCUGUCAACAAACAGGUAAAGAAUGCCAAGAUUUCCCACAUGAAAUAGCUAACAAGACUCUCUGUGAAAGUGUCGGAGCAACACCCUGGAAGUCAAAGGGCAGACGCAGAAGGUUGUCCCACCCUGCUGCAGAGUCAUCAAGUGAACAGGGAGCCAGUGAAGCAGAUAUCGACAGUGACAGCGGCUAUUGUAGUCCUAAGCAUUGCCAAGCUGCAGCAAUGUGUACAAGACAUGCAGAUUGUGGUGCAGUCAGUAUUUCAGAUCCAGCAGUAUCUGCAGCUGGUGGUAGCUGGGCCAGUGUAGCUUCUCAGGCAACUCAGAAAAGACCUUGGAAUGAAAAAGUACAGACAUUUUCUAGAGGAGGAAGACAGACUGAAAUACGAAACAAUGCACAGCUUGAAUAUCGCUUAAGGGGGCAGAGUACUUCUUCAGAGAGAAGGCAUAAUUUGCAAAGGAAACAGGAAAACAAGACAGGAACUACAACUCCACUUAACAAAUCUGGACAAAGUCCAGAUCAUCUUUAUUUUGAGGACGAGGAUGAAUUUCCAGAGCUUAACAGCAGUAAUGGUGCUAGAAAUGACAAUGCACAGACAAAGAUACCAACUAAAGGGUUGAAGGGGUUGCCUGAAAAUUCCCCAAUUAAUAUUGUUCAGACACCAAUCCCAAUCACCACUUCUGUACCAAAGAGAGCCAAAAGUCAGAAGAAAAAGGCUCUUGCAGCUGCACUGGCCACUGCACAGGAAUACUCCGAAAUUAGUAUGGAACAGAAAAAGCUCCAGGAAGCCUUGUCCAAGGCAUCAGGAAAGAAGAGCAAGACUCCUGUGCAGCUGGACCUGGGAGAUAUGCUAGCAGAACUGGAGAGACAGCAACAAGCAAUGAAAGCUCGUCAGAUCACCAAUACCAGGCCUUUAUCUUAUACGGUUGGUAGCGCUGUCCCAUUUCACAUCAAAGAGCAUACAAACAGAAAUGUGUUCACAAAUGCCCAGUCAGUGAUGAGUUCACCUAACCCUUUGGAUUCCACUGCUCCUCGAGUCAAAAGGGGAAAAGAAAAGGAAAUCCCAAAGUUGAAACGCCCCACUGCACUUAAAAAGAUCAUACUUAAAGAAAGAGAAGAAAAGAAAGGCCGUGUGCCUGUAGAUCCGAGUGUCUUGGGGUCAGAGGAGCAAAAAGAUGCUUUAAGUUUUGCUGAUGAGCAGUCAGAGGAACUAGCCUCACAAGAAGAAGCAGGUCUGAGUGCUCAAAGUGAUACCUCCCUAUCUCCAGCAAGUCAAAACUCCCCCUACUGUAUGACUCCGGUAUCUCAAGGCUCACCAGCCAGUUCAGGCAUAGGCAGCCCCAUGGCAACUUCAACCUUAACCAAAAUUCACAGCAAGAGAUUCAGAGAGUAUUGCAACCAAGUUUUGAGUAAAGAAAUAGACGAAUGCGUAACGGUGUUAUUGCAAGAACUUGUCAGCUUUCAAGAGCGUGUUUACCAAAAUGAUCCAGUGAAAGCAAAAUCAAAGAGGCGACUUGUUAUGGGAUUACGAGAAGUUACUAAACACAUGAAAUUGAAUAAAAUAAAAUGUGUGAUCAUUUCACCAAACUGUGAGAAAAUUCAGUCAAAAGGUGGACUGGAUGAAGCACUGUAUAAUGUUAUUGCUAUGGCCAGGGAACAAGAAAUUCCUUUUGUUUUUGCUCUUGGUAGAAAAGCAUUAGGGCGAUGUGUAAACAAAUUGGUUCCUGUUAGUGUUGUUGGAAUCUUCAGUUAUUCUGGUGCCGAGAACUUUUUCCAUAAUCUGGUGUCGCUGACUGAGGAAGCCAGGAAAGCAUACAAGGAUAUGGUUGCUUCAAUGGAGCAAGAACAAGCUGAAGAAGCUUUGAAGAACAUUAAAAAGGUUCCUCACAUGGGCCACUCUCGCAAUCCAUCUGCAGCAAGUGCAAUUUCCUUCUGCAGUGUUAUCUCUGAGCCUAUUUCAGAGGUGAAUGAGAAGGAUUACGAAACUAACUGGCGAAGAAUGAUGGAAACAUCUGAUGGCCUUGAGACUUCAGAAAAUGAAGAAUGCUCAAUCAGAACUACAGGGUCAGAGCAAGCAGCCAGCGCACCAUCGGAGCAAAAUGACUUACAAAAGCAACAACCGAAAACUACAAGUAGUACUACCUCAUCAGCUACCCUUGAGAAGCCUGCUCCUGUCGACAAGGAAGAGGUAAAACAAGAUGACAAUCUUGAAUGGGCCUCACAGCAGAGCACUGAAACGGGAUCAUGGGAUGGGAGUGGCAGAGAUGUUCUCAAUUCAUCUAUGACUAGCACAGCAAGCACAUUGGUACCAGAGAUGCUUGAGGAAGAUGAUGACGAUGAAGAAGAGGAUGAUGACGAGUAUCCCCAAGAACCUAAUUCAGUGAGCAGAAUAGAAUCUUGGGUCUCUGAAACUCAGCGAACGAUGGAAUCCCUCCAGCUUGUAAACUCUAACAGCCCUGAGGAGGAUAAUAUUGAACCUAGUGAAGAGAAUGAUGUAGGGCAAUGUAAACAGUCAGAACUCGCUGACUGCAAAGAAAGGACAGCGGAAAUACAUGCCAGAAAUGGAUCACACACUCAGAGUGGUCAAAAGUCUUCACUAAAAGAAAGAGCUAACUCCGGUUUUAUGUAGAGCAAAAAAAAAAAAAAAACUCAGGAACUAUUCCACUGGCAAAAAAGAAGCAAGCUGUUCUAGUGAGAAAGUUGCAGCCAUUCCCAUACAAGUUUCAUCUCAAUGUUUUGCACAGUUUAUAUGUUUAAUAUAUAUAUGUAAUUCCAAGCAAAUCUACAGCCGUUUUUUAAAUGAAAUACUUGUUCACCGAUUUCCAAUAACAACUGCUAUUCAGCAAAACUAAGAGAACCUUUCUUUCACCUUCCGUUGAGCCUUCAAAAACUAUAGGUAAUUGGUUUAUUACGAUUCCAUUUCUCUCCUAUUAUAUCAUUUCCAUUUGACAAAUGGACUUUUUCUGAUUCCUAGUCUUAAAACAGACAAAAUGUUUACAUUGAAACUUGAUUCUGCAUUCUGUUUUUUUUUUUUUUUUUUUGCUAAAGUGUGAUUUCUAGUAGAUUUUACAUAUUUCUAAGUAUUUAUUUAAGAAAAAAUCAUAAGCAUAGGCAAUAAUGUGAUUUAUUGUCCAUUUGUAUAUACUUUAUGAUGCAGAGUAUGUGUGCUUGCUCAAAUAGAGUAGUAAAAACCUCUGUUUCUGUGUUUGAGCGCAGUGCUAUCCACUUGGGGUCGGAUCAAUUUUUAUGGACCUCGCAUAUGGCGUCAUCAUUUUUAUAGAAUUCAGUCUGGGAACAUGUAGUUAUAAUAAUGGUUCCAAUGCCUCAACUCUGGCUUAGAAUAUAGAUUAGGCUUUGCUGGAGCUGAGCGUAUGACUUCCAAGUAUUAAUUCUAGUAGAGAGACUAUAUUAUGGAUGCUAACAUUUCAGAAUUUCAUUUCUUGUUAAGUAAAUAUUAGAGACAGAUGUAUAAAAAGUGUUAAGAACAUUGGGCACUUUUUAGAUAUUCUUUGUAAACAACUCAUUUUAAGAGAAUAUCCUACAGUCGUUAAUUAAACUAUAAAUAAUUCAGGAGGAUCAACCAAACUCAGCAUUAAUAUUGAUGUUUAUGUUUGACUAUUUCCUGGCCACAUGAUAAAUUUGUCUUUGUUCUCCACAGCAGACAUCCUAAGGUUUGGGGAGAAUCCAUUUCAUUGGUGUGUAUAUAUUAUAUAGCCCAACAUGGCUUUUGCAUACUGUGUGACUAGACAGAAAUAUGGCAGACAGAAGCCUUUUAAGUAAAACAUCUCAAAGGUAGGACAGUAUUACAAAAUGAAAAACAUAAUUUUCGAGCUUCUUCUAGGUAUACAUUCACUUGCAUUCUGGUGCAUGGGUGUCUAUUAACACACACAGCUCUGAAUGCUACUGGUCCAAGUGUAUAAACCUACCAUUGUUUUCAUCAAAGAGAAGCACAUAAAGUAAUGCAUUAUGAAGGCUGGCUUUGUGCUACAUUUUGUGUGUUGUAACUAUUGUAAUUAGUAAGAUGUGUUGCCUCACACAGUAUAUAUUAAACACAGUGCAUACAUAUAUUACUAUCCUUGUUUAUAUGCAAUGAUUUGCAUUUUGUAUUUGAAAAAAACCCAUCAUCUACUGAUCUAUCGAGAUCAGGAAUGUAACAGAGAUAUGUAUAUAAUAGCUUUGGCAUUGAUUCUGUAUUAACUUGUAAAUAUUGUGUGAAAUUGUAGCAGCAUGUAAUGAAAAAGGAAUAUUAAAGGUACAUAUCCAUGGCAGUUGUGUUGCCAUUUGCACACUAUUGCUUCUAUAAGGGUUGAGAAUCUAGCUCACUCAUCAUUAUGGCUAGGUACACGUAGGGAAACACCCAACAAUUCUUGUGUUUUUGAUGUAGAACCUUCAUCUGCAUCCCAGAGAAUACACAGACAUAGAAAAAGUUCUUCUCUGUUUCCCUUUGUACUGCCAUCCAUUGGGGUUAACAUGUCUCACUGCAGCUUUAGGAACACAGAUGUCUAACUAACGCAACUCGGGAUGUGCCCAGAGAAUUGUAAUCUUAAAUUAUAGAUUAACAUGCUAAAAAAGAGCAGUAAAGGGAGAGCUGUAAAGCAAUAUUGGCAUAUGAUUAGCUCUCAAAUUAGCCUUUAGAUUUUUUUGUUUGUUGUUCUGCUAAGCCCCACACAGUACCCUUUCCACAUAUUAGAAUAGACAUAGCGGCAGGCUGAAACAUGAGGACGGCACAACCAAGCUGUAUUUCUGUCCCCUGAAUUUAGUCCUCCAAUUAUUAAACCUGCUUCAUUAUCACUUUGUCUUUCUCCCUUGUUCUGUAUAUUUAUAUAUGUGGCAUCACUUGUACAAAUGAAUGCAUAUAGGAUCACAAGUGGUUGUAAUUUCAAGUACACUUCUCUGACAAAGGGUUUACUAAAGUACAGUGUUACUUUUGAAGGCCUAAUAGUCUUUGAGUCAGGUCUUAAAGGUAAAAAUAUAGCUACUCCUUCGGGACAUCUCUCGUAUAGUAUCUGUUAGACAGCAGCCGCCUCCCUUCUUGUAUUGAAACGUAAGUAGAAGUAGUUUGCAACCUCUGUGAUUGCCCCAAUAUUCUUAAAGGAGAACUAAACCCUAAAAUGAAUGGC